CCUUGUUCCUUCCUUCUCGGAGCCGUUUUGUUUUCCGUGAAACUAUGAAGUAUACACGUUUUUAAACCGGCAGCUGUAGAACGGCUCUCUCUUUUAAGUUGAAAAAAAUGAUUAAGACGGAAAAGAUUUUGCAUUUAAAGACCAGUCGUGGGCGAAAGGUCCGUGUGGUCCGCGAACAUUACGUGAGGGAGAGAGUUCCAUGCUUCAGCGCUCUGUGCCUGGAUAGCUGUGACAACGGUGACAAGGUGUUGCCAAAGGAUUUGACACACUAUGUGGUGCCUGAUGUUGGGGUCGUGGUCGAUUACUUGGAGAUCUUGGAGUUAAGAGAGGUACAGGGCAUCAUCUUCACCCAGACAGCCUGCCAGGCUGUACAGCACAGCAAAGGACGCAGACAGUAUAACCGCCUGCGAAACCUGCUGAAAGACCCCCGACAUGACUGUGUGCUGUUUGCAAAUGAAUUUCAAGAAUUUUCCUACUGCCAGCGAGAGAAGGGGGAAAGUCAAGAAAAGUGGCUGACCAGGUGUGUGCACGCUGCAGCAGUGUGGUACUAUAACCACCUAGCUGGUAUGAUGGAUGUAGUGAUGAUUACAGAGGACCAGGAUGCCAUUGCUCUGUACGGCAAUCUCUACUCUGGAGUGUACGUCAUCUCUGUCCAGGAUUAUUUACAGAACUUCUGGUCAGAACUGCAGCCAGCCCAUGAACUGUACAGCUCCAUCUGCCAGUCUCUGCAGGAGAAGGAAAGCGAAGGCACAGAGAGAGAGUUUACUGAUCAUCUACCUGCUGAAGUUCUGGAGUCUGGAAUCAAGUCUGGACGCUACAUUCAGGGAAUGUUGAAUGUCAAUAAGCAUCGGGCACUGACAGAAGCUUGGGUCCAAACAAUGGGUCUCUCAGAUAAAAACACAGAGUUGAGCAGCGAGGUGUUGGUGUACGGAAAUAAGAAUCGUAACAGGGCUGUGCAUGGGGACAUUGUCGUGGUGGAGUUGUUUCCAAAGACUGAGUGGAGAGGGAAGGUCUCAGUGCUGACUGAGGGACAAGGGGAUGAUAAGAAUGGAGAGGACAGCCAAAGUAAACCUGUAGCUACAGGGCGUAUUGUGGGCAUCCUGCAGAGGAAUUGGAGGGACUAUGUGGUAACAUUCCCAUCAAGGGAGAGCUCUCAGUCCCAGAGCAGAAAUUCCCAGCGUAUUCUGACUGUGCCUUGGGACUAUCGCAUCCCAAAGAUCCGCAUCAGCACACAGCAGGCUGACGCUUUGCAGGACCACAGAGUGGUGGUCCGCAUUGACUCAUGGGAAAGCACAUCACUGUAUCCUAAUGGGCACAGCGUGAGGGUUCUGGGUCGGGCUGGUGAGCUUGAGACAGAGAUACAGACUAUCCUCUUAGAGAACUGCAUCCACGUGGCUGCCUUCUCUGAUGCGCAGCUGAGGGAGAUGCCUGUCAAUUCUCCCGAGAAGCCGUGGAGAGUGGAUCCUUCUCAGGUGGCUGAGAGGCGGGACCUGAGGGAAAGUCACAUGGUGUUCAGCAUCGACCCUGCAGGCUGCGAGGAUGUGGAUGACACACUGUCCGUGCGCCGUCUCGCUGGAGGAAAGGUGCUGGAGCUCGGGGUCCACAUUGCUGAUGUUACACACUUUGUUUCUGAAGGCUCACUCACCGACUUGGAGGCACGUGCAAGGGCUACAACCUGCUACCUUGCAGACCGCAGGUAUGACAUGUUGCCUGCAGUUCUCAGCGCAGAUCUCUGCUCUCUGUUGGGAGGAGUCGAUAGGUACGCAAUGAGCGUGCUGUGGGAACUUGACGCACACACCCUUGCUGUCAACAAGGUGUGGUAUGGUCGCACAAUCAUCCGCUCCUCCUACCAGCUCCAUUACGAGCUGGCUCAAGCGCUCCUCAAUGGUGUGGAGACCGAGGUACCAGAAUUGUCCCAUCUUUGCUCCCACGAGAAGGAUGACAAAUUAGUUCAGCUUAUUCAAGCUCUGGAGAUGCUGACCCACGUGGCUCGACACCUACGGGUGCAGCGGGAUCAAGGCGGUGCUUUGGAACUGGAAGGUGUGGAGGUGCGGGCCCAGCUGGACAAUGACAAAAAUAUCACAGCUCUGGUUCCGCGUCAGCCUCUUGAAAUUCACGAAACGGUGGCCGAGUGCAUGAUUUAUGCCAACCACUGGGUAGCGCUCAAGAUCCAGGAAACUUUUCCUCAUCAGGCUCUGCUGCGGCACCACCCACCACCACGUCAGGAGUUCUUCAGCCAGCUGGUUGACAGCGCCAAGUCCAAGGGCUUUACCAUCAAUACCAGGUCCAAUAAGGCUCUAGCUGACUCCCUGGACCAGGCUGUGGACCCACAGGACCCACUGCUGAACAAGCUGCUGAGAAUGAUGGCUACCCAAGCCAUGUCUCAGGCUCUGUAUUUCUCUACUGGUGCUAUUUCCCAAGACCAGUACUACCACUACGGUUUGGCUCUGGACCGAUACACACAUUUCACCUCCCCCAUUCGUCGCUAUGCCGACAUUGUGGUCCACCGCCUUCUCAGUGCCGCCAUUGACAUGGAGAAGGGGCAGACUGCUGCCAAAGCUUUACUCGCCAACAAGGAAGUGGAGGAGUUGGCUCAUCAUAUCAACCAAAAGAACAGAGCAGCCCAGCAGGCCCAGAGGUUGUCCACUGACUUGUUUCAGUGUCUGUAUUUUAAAGACAGAGACCCUCACACAGACCAGUGCUGCAUUGCUGAUGCUGUCAUUUACGCAAUCCGAGACAAUGGCGUGUUGGCGUUUGUCCCGCAGUAUGGCGUGAAAGGCCCUGUGUACCUGAAGAACCGAGAAGGCCAAGUGGUCUCUGCCGGAAAAGAUGGCAAGUGUGAGUGGCAGAGUGGUUCUGUGCACGGCUAUCCGGACCACAUCACCACCACGUCCGCAACAGGAACCACCACACUCACACUCUUCAAGCACAUCACCGUUGGCAUUUCUGUGCAGUCGUCACGCUCUCACGCUGACAGUCUCAGCCUUGAGCUCCUUAACAACAAGCCACACCAGAGCUCAGAGCACUACCAGACUCAAACGCAGGGCCGCAACCAGCUGGUCCAGGAGGUGGUGCGCUUGGCCGAGGAGGCGUCUCAACAGGCUCAGGAUAAGGCGACACGGCGGUCCAAACUGUCCAAACAGGAACGAGAGUUCUGCCAAAGUAAAAGCCCCAACUUAUACCUUCUCCUGGAGGAGAUUCGAGAGCUGGCAUUGAUGGACCUGGAAUGUGAAAACACAGCCUAAGGACGCCAUAGACACCCACUCAUGUGUGUUUGGACUGGAAAUAAUGCUAUAAGUGCUCACAUCAGAGCUUCUUUUUACAUGAAAAACAACUUUUUUUACUUCAUUUUUAAUAGCUAUAGUUUUUUUUAGCAUGGAUUGAUCUAAAGUACAGUAGACUAGUUGGCGUAGAUAUUUUCUUUUAAGUGUUGAGGCAGCGUUUUUUUCUCAGCACCUGUGAACUGAAGGCAUGUUUUAUUUUUGUGCAGAUGCUCUUGGACAUGAUUGUAAGCCUUUACAAGAAGUACAGACCUUUUAAGUUGUUUCUUUUAAAAUGCCACAUUAGUGUGCAAAUAGAUUUUAAUAUCAAUUUGUACUGAAAUGUCCACAGUGACCGUUUACAAUAAAGUCAUCACAUUUUGUUUUGUGAGCUUUAA
This is a messenger RNA of Nerophis lumbriciformis (worm pipefish), 3658 nucleotides long. RefSeq names its product DIS3 like exosome 3'-5' exoribonuclease (gene dis3l). The record is from RefSeq and is a predicted model, not a curated record. Gene Ontology annotation, cellular component: cytoplasmic exosome (RNase complex). Gene Ontology annotation, biological process: rRNA catabolic process; mRNA catabolic process. Lineage: Eukaryota; Metazoa; Chordata; Actinopteri; Syngnathiformes; Syngnathidae. Gene Ontology annotation, molecular function: 3'-5'-RNA exonuclease activity; RNA binding.